GAAGCCUCUCGCCGUUGUUUUGCCUCAGUGUUUUUAUUCACUCGCCUCAGAUGACAGGGACGGUAGUAACACUGUCAUAGCGGCGCAUCUGUAAUGGACACCAACAUCAUGAACGUGGGGACGGACGACGGGCCAUAUCAGAAUGGCCACAAAGACGUGGAUCCCCAGAGCACAGAAGAUGAGCCGCUCCUCAGAGAAAACAAAAGAAGAUUUGUCAUCUUUCCCAUCCAGUACCCAGACAUCUGGAAAAUGUACAAACAGGCCCAGGCCUCCUUCUGGACAGUAGAAGAGGUGGAUUUAUCAAAGGAUCUUGUUCACUGGGAGAAACUGAAGCCUGGUGAGAGACACUUCAUAUCACACGUCUUGGCUUUCUUUGCAGCGAGUGAUGGCAUUGUCAACGAAAACCUGGUGCAGAGGUUCAGUCAGGAGGUUCAGCUUCCGGAGGCUCGUUCUUUCUAUGGAUUCCAGAUCCUCAUAGAGAGUGUGCACUCAGAGAUGUAUAGCAUGCUGAUCAACACCUAUAUCAGGGAUCUAAAAGAGAGAGACUAUUUGUUUAAUGCCAUUGAGACCAUGCCUUGUGUGAAAAGAAAAGCAGACUGGGCUCUGCAGUGGAUCUCUGACAGAAACUCCACCUUUGGGGAGAGAUUGAUAGCAUUUGCAGCAGUUGAAGGCAUCUUUUUCUCUGGGUCGUUUGCUGCCAUCUACUGGCUGAAGAAAAGAGGUUUGAUGCCUGGACUUACAUACUCAAAUGAGCUCAUCAGCAGAGAUGAGGGUUUGCACUGUAAUUUCGCCUGCCUUAUGUACAGUUACCUGGUGAAGAAACCGUCGGCUGACAGAGUGAGGGAUAUCAUCACUAAAGCAGUGAGCAUUGAACAGGAAUUUCUAACCGAAGCUUUACCAGUUGACCUCAUCGGGAUUAACUGCUCUCUAAUGAAGCAAUACAUCGAGUUUGUGGCUGACCGGCUGUUAACAGACUUAGGAAUGCCAAAGGUUUACAAAGCAGAGAACCCCUUCGAUUUCAUGGAGUCCAUUUCACUGGAAGGAAAAACCAACUUCUUUGAGAAACGAGUGGCUGAGUACCAGCGGUUUGGAGUGAUGUCAAACACAAUGGACAGUGAAUUCACUCUUGAUGCAGAUUUCUAACGCUUUACAGUGUUGUCUGAAAGACUACUUAAGGAGAACACAUCUAUUGAGAUGAAGUGAAAGUAUUUAGUUCACAAAAUGCGGUUUAUUUACGUUACUCCAGAAAAAGUAUUUUUGUUUUGCCUUUUUACAUUUUUGUGAGUUAACUUACAGCUCUGAGGUUCUAUAUUUAUUUGGAUAUCUGGCAGAGUGUACACAGUCUGAUGUCUAAAUACCAAGAAUGUAAUUGUAAAACUGAUUCUACAGCCAUGAAAAAUUCUAGGGUUUAAUUUGGUGAAAUAUUAAUUUUGUGUGUAGUAUUAUAGGCCAAUGUAGCUGAACAGUGAUACUUGACUGCAAAUGGACAGUUUAGUCAUUUAAAAACAAACAAACAAAGUAUUUUACUGGUUUUAUUGUAUACAUUUUAAGUAAAAUUAGUUUCAACUACCUCAGUCUGUGUUAUCAAAUGCAGACAUACUUUAAGAAGUGUUAUUUGUUUAUAUGUUUAAAUUAUAAAAUAAUAGGUCUAAAAAGAGUCUAAAAUGACUAAUCAAAUGUAAUUUUUUAAGAAACACCCUCAGAAUUAGGAUUUUGCUUAAUUUACGUUGACCCUGCUACCCAGUGUUGAUUUUUUGUUUGUUUUACAGGAAAAUAAUAGAAUCAUGCCUGAUUUGUGUAUUUAUUUGUUUCUAUGUUACUGUACUGCCCUGCUGGUGUUGGAAUUUCUUUACCACUGCUUCAUAGUAAAUCUUUGAUUUUA
Messenger RNA from Astyanax mexicanus (Mexican tetra), 1882 nucleotides. It is a transcript of the gene rrm2b, whose product is annotated as ribonucleotide reductase M2 b. Gene Ontology annotation, cellular component: cytosol. The coding region runs from base 94 to 1143 and encodes 349 amino acids. The transcript has 9 exons. Gene Ontology annotation, biological process: deoxyribonucleotide biosynthetic process. The record is from RefSeq and is a predicted model, not a curated record. Lineage: Eukaryota; Metazoa; Chordata; Actinopteri; Characiformes; Acestrorhamphidae. Gene Ontology annotation, molecular function: ribonucleoside-diphosphate reductase activity, thioredoxin disulfide as acceptor.